AUGAGCUUCUACCCUAAUCAAGCUACAUCCGUGGUCGUUCCGGCUGAUUUGAAACCCAUCCACACAAGUCGCCUGUAUAUGCGACCGCUGACAGUGGCUGAUGCCGCGGCCAUCUUUGAGAUCCGACGACGACAAGACGUGGCAGACUGGCUCUGGCCCAAAGUCCCCCACAAAGAUAUAUCAGAGUCCGAGGCCAUCAUUGCUAAAAAAACAUUCACCACACCAGAUGCGUCAGGUGCUGUUGGGCGGAAGUUCUUCUUCGCCAUCAUCCGCUCCGAGGAUGCAUCGCAGAGGGUUAUCGGAGGAGCUGGAAUUAAUGCACUUAGCCCAGCUCCGUCAGUUGGGUACAAUAUACAUCCUGAUUUUUGGGGCAAGGGCUAUGCCACCGAGGCAGUUUCUGGCAUUAUAAAUGCGUGGUGGAAGCUUGACAGAAUGUGUGUUGACGGGACUACAUCGGGGUUAGAAAAGGAGAAACUAUUUGCGGCAUGUAAUAAAGCGAAUGUUGGCAGCAUGAAGGUACUACAGAGGACUGGGUUUGGUAUCUACCAUGAGCAGUCGAUCGAGGGUGAUGUAGUUGCACUUUUUGAGUUGGAAAAGCCCAUCAGAUAA
This is a messenger RNA of Penicillium vulpinum, 609 nucleotides long. RefSeq names its product GNAT family N-acetyltransferase. The transcript has 2 exons. Gene Ontology annotation, molecular function: acyltransferase activity, transferring groups other than amino-acyl groups. The record is from RefSeq and is a predicted model, not a curated record. NCBI's taxonomy places the organism in Eukaryota, Fungi, Ascomycota, Eurotiomycetes, Eurotiales, Aspergillaceae. Bases 1 to 609 code for a protein of 202 amino acids.